Molecule: messenger RNA, 856 nt
Organism: Dromiciops gliroides (monito del monte)
Lineage: Eukaryota; Metazoa; Chordata; Mammalia; Microbiotheria; Microbiotheriidae
Gene: IL38
Product: interleukin 1 family member 10
Exons: 5
Coding region: 87-545 (152 amino acids)
Biological process (GO): inflammatory response to antigenic stimulus; positive regulation of gene expression; cytokine-mediated signaling pathway
Molecular function (GO): cytokine activity; interleukin-1 receptor binding
Source: RefSeq, a predicted model, not a curated record
AAGCAGGACACUGGAUGCCAAGGUGCUGGUCACUUUCUAAGGUCUGGAUCAAUUGGGCUCAGUUGGACUCCCCUUAGGACGCAGAGAUGUGUUCCCUCCCCAUGGCCCGGUACUUCAUAAUCAAGGAUGCCGAACAGAAGCCUUUAUAUCUGAAGAAUGACCAACUCCUGGUGGGAGACCCAAACUCAGAACACUGUGGUGCAGAGAAGGUCUGCGUGCUUCCCAACAGAUCCCUUGAUCGAACCAAGUUCCCCAUCCUGAUGGGAAUUCAGGAUGGAACUCGAUGUUUAGCAUGUGCAGAAUCAGGAGAGGGACCCUUGUUACAGCUAGAGGAUGUGAACAUCGAGGACCUAUAUAAGGGUGGGGAGGAGACCACCCGCUUCACAUUCUUCAGGAGCAGCUCAGGCCCUAGCUUCCGCCUAGAGGCAGCAGCCUGGCCAGGUUGGUUCCUUGGGGCUCCAACAGAGCCCCAAGAACCAGUCAGACUCAUCAAGGAGACUGAACCGUCCCCCAGAACAGAGUUCUUUUUUGAACAGAGUCGGUAGGGGUGGGCAAGCCACUGGCUACAAAGCCCCAGCCCCUGGCACCAGCACUUGGCUUCCAUACCCUGCUCUAUCUCCAAGCAAAAGUCCUCUCUGGGCGUCAUGGUGUGUCCUUUUGUAUAAUGGGAAUGAGUCUCCCUUGUGGAUUGUGAAGGGUAGUGCGGAAAGGAUUGAUAGAAGCAACCCUUAUAUCAGGCAAGAGAUCCUUGGAGAGAUGAACCCAACACCUCCUCCCAUCCAUUUGGUUCCAGUUUUCUCAGCAUGAAUGUCCACUGAGACCCAAGAGUUUUCCAGACAGACCAAGGCCUUACAGU